This is a messenger RNA of Brassicogethes aeneus, 276 nucleotides long. The record is from the annotation of a GenBank genome assembly. Lineage: Eukaryota; Metazoa; Arthropoda; Insecta; Coleoptera; Nitidulidae.
AUGUUUCAAGUUGAAAACUUGAGAAACAGCUACGAGAAAUUUAGAUCACUUAGAAAAAAAUUAAAAAUCGACAGAGAUUGCCAUAGCACAGUAAAUCCCCCUUUGUUUCAAGAGAAUGAUGAUGUCUACGUCAUAGAAAAAUGUGUUAUUCCAGAGCUACACAUCUUGCAAGGAUACGUUCACCAUUUAUUUUGGGAUGGGUUAGUGCCAUUAUUGUGUCGCGAUCGGGCUCUUAAGGAGCCAAAGAAACUAAAAUUGGUUGCAAAGAACCAUUAA